Molecule: messenger RNA, 1907 nt
Organism: Zootoca vivipara (common lizard)
Lineage: Eukaryota; Metazoa; Chordata; Lepidosauria; Squamata; Lacertidae
Product: amine sulfotransferase
Molecular function (GO): sulfotransferase activity
Source: RefSeq, a predicted model, not a curated record
GACGUAAUACUGCAUUUAUUUCUUAAAUGGACGAAGACCACUGUUGAUAUUGGCUGUUCCUUGUGCAAAGAAACAAGUUCUUCCCCUGUUGUUCUUUACAUUUUCAGCCUCUAUGCACCUGUGUUACCUUUCUUUUCUUGCAUAACAUGCCAGGAAUGAUUUACCAAGGAGGAGCCAUUGGUUUAAUCAAACUUUUAUUACCUAACAGAAUACUAUAAAGCAGUUCCCUGGAAAGCUCUGAACUUGAGCCUUGAAAAGCUGAAAUACUCCAAGCAGCAGAAGAGAUCCCACUUUCCCCCUCUCUCCCUCUCUCUCCCACACUUUUUGACUCUAAAAACAAAAGGCAAUGCAACCAGAUGAGAAAUAUGUUUUCUCAUACAAAGGAUUUUAUUUCCAGCCAGGAGUGGCUUCAGUGGAGUACUUAGAUACCCUGGAGGAUUUUGAAAUAAGAGACAGUGAUGUGUUUUUAGUCACUUAUCCAAAGUCAGGCACAAUAUGGACUCAAAAUAUUUUGAGCUUGAUUUAUCAUGAAGGUCAUCGAGAUGGAACCGAAAAAGUCGACUUACUAGACAGGGUUCCGUGGCUGGAGUACAAUAUCCGCAAUAUGGAUUACAUCAGUCGUCCAUCACCUCGCCUCUUUGCUUCCCAUCUACCCUACUAUUUAGCACCCAAGGGAUUAAGGAACAGAAGAGCAAAAGUUGUUUAUGUGGCCAGAAACCCAAAGGACGUCUUGGUUUCCUAUUACCAUUUUUCCAAAGUCGCAGUCAAAUUUGAAGAAGUAGAAGAUUUUGGAAUUUUCAUGGAGAAGUUUUUGGCUGGAAAGGUACUUGCAAGUUUAUGGCUGGACCAUGUGGAAGGCUGGUACUCUCACAGGGAUGACUUCAAUAUUCUGUUUCUUACCUAUGAAGAAAUGAAGAAGGAUCUAAGAAGCUGUGUAUUGAAAUUAUGCAACUUCCUGGGAAAGAGACUGACGGAAAAGGAGGUGGAUGCUGUUGUGGAUCAGGCUACAUUUAAUAAAAUGAAAGCAGAUCCCAGGGCAAACUAUGACUUUUUGCCACCAGAGUUCAUGGACUACAGCAAAGGACGUUUUCUUCGCAAAGGAACUGUUGGAGACUGGAAGAGCAUGAUGACAGUCGCACAAAGUGAAAGGUUUGACAGCAUUUUCAAGGACAGAAUGGAAAAACUGCCCAUCAAGUUCUGCUGGGACAUCCAUGAGGAAUCAUGAGUUUGCCUUCAACUUGGAAGGAUGAAAUAAAGUGCAUUGUAUGCAUCUAAUCCAGGCCUAUUAGCAAGAGUUAGUAAAAAACAACCCUCUCAUGUGACUUAAUAGCAUUCUAAUGUUCGAAUAUGUGGAAUAAUUUUUUUAAAAACACCACAAUAAAACUACAUUUGUACGGUGCACUUCUUCUGUUUCUACAUUCUAAAGGUAAAGGUAAAGGGACCCCUGACCAUUAGGUCCAGUCGUGACCGACUCUGGGGUUGCGCGCUCAUCUCGCAUUAUUGGCCGAGGGAGCCGGCAUACAGCUUCCAGGUCAUGUGGCCAGCAUGACAAAGCCGCUUCUGGCAAACCAGAGCAGCACAUGGAAACGCCGUUUACCUUCCCGCUAUAGCGGUUCCUAUUUAUCUACUUGCAUCGAACUGCUAGGUUGGCAGGAGCUGGGACCAAGCAACGGGAGCUCACCCCAUCACAGGGAUUCGAACUGCCGACCUUCUGAUCAGCAAGCCCUAGGCUCAGUGGUUUAGCCCACAGCGCCACCUGGGUCCCCUUCUACAUUCUAGCAUGUCCUAAUUUAUGACUCCAUGUGCAAAAGUUAAGGAAUCCCAAACUAACUCUUGGGAUUAGUAAUUGUAUUUUAAUUUGGCACUGUUAUUAUGAGGCUACCAUAUGAUUAUUCUAAUUGAAAAUU